Messenger RNA from Danio aesculapii, 483 nucleotides. It is a transcript of the gene atp5pf, whose product is annotated as ATP synthase peripheral stalk subunit F6. Gene Ontology annotation, biological process: proton motive force-driven ATP synthesis. The coding region runs from base 104 to 433 and encodes 109 amino acids. Gene Ontology annotation, molecular function: proton transmembrane transporter activity. The transcript is spliced from 4 exons. The record is from RefSeq and is a predicted model, not a curated record. NCBI's taxonomy places the organism in Eukaryota, Metazoa, Chordata, Actinopteri, Cypriniformes, Danionidae.
CAUUACGGAACUUCGUCACCGCGCGUCAUACCCAUAAGCUCCCUCGGUGAUCCGGAAGCGGUCGUUCUUGUCAGUCUGCUGGUUGGUGUCAAACACAAGAAGUAUGGCUCUUCACAGUGGAUUUGUGCGCGUGUCGUCUCUGCUGCGUUCAGCGCUCAGCGUUUCUCUGCGCAGGAACAUCGGCCUCUCCGCCGUCCUUUUCAACAAGGCCAAAGACAUGGACCCCAUCCAGAAACUCUUCCUGGACAAGAUCCGAGACUACAACACCAAGAGCAAGGCGUCUGGUGGUGUAAUUGACGCUGGUCCGGCGUAUCAGAAGAAUCUGGCGGAGGAAACCACUAAACUGCAGCGUCUGUAUGGAGGAGGAGAUCUCAACAAGUUCCCUCAGUUCAGCUUCACAGAGCCCAAGCUGGACGAGACGACGACUAAAUGAAGCGUCUCUGUUCAUCACUGCUGAAAAUAAACAUCAUUAUUUAAUAAUAA